ACCAACGAUCGAACCGACUGGGGUCUUCGUAGUGCAGUAGCGGCAUUGGCAAACGAAAAAAGAAAAUCACGCCACCAUGUCGUCUCUUCGAAACGCCGUAAAGCGGAUCGCUCACAAAGAGCGAUCGCAACCCGUAGAUAGGCAGCACCUCGGUAUUCUAGAAAAGAAAAAGGACUAUAAACAGCGUGCCAUUGACUAUCAUCGAAAGGAAGACCGAAUCAAGGCGAUGAAGCAAAAGGCUUCGAUGAAAAACCCGGACGAAUUUUACUUUGCUAUGCACAACUCAAAGGUGGAAAACGGGAAACACCGAUCCACCGACGACUACAGAGAACUGUCGCCCGACCUGGUAAAAGUCAUGAAGGACCAAGACCUGAGCUAUGUGCGGAUGCAGAAGCAAAAAGAUUUGAAAAAAGCAGAAAAACUACAGGCAUCUCUUCAUUUGUUGAAUUCGGACAGUGCCGAUUCUGUAAAGGCAAAGAGGAGCCACACGGUUUUUGUCGAAAGCGGCAAGGCAGCCAAAGAAUUCGAUGUCGCAGACCACUUUGGGACAAUUCCAGAAUUCGCGGGAAGGACCUUUAACAGGUUGCGCAAGAGUGAAAUCGAAAAACUUGCGAAGGAACGAAUGGGCGUGAACGAUGACGAUGAUAUAGACGAUGACUACAACGAAACGAAACCAAAAUUUACCGUCGAACAAUUGAUUAAGAUGAAGAAGGCAGAACGAAAGCAGGCCAAGAAACUUGCCAAGGCAAGGGCUGGUGCAUACAGGGAGAUGGAAGCACGAAGGGAACGAGCGGAAAACAUGCAGAAAGCGGAAGCCCACUUGAUCACAGAAAAACUGGUAGCCGGAAAGGGGCGGAAACGCAAAAUAAAGACCAGCGAAGAUGGUCGACCGGCUCAAUACAAGUGGCGAAGAAAACGUUUGAAGUAGAUCAGCACCCACUUUGAAUUGGAACGAAACAAUAGGAUAUUACAACUUUCU
Messenger RNA from Pseudo-nitzschia multistriata, 979 nucleotides. NCBI's taxonomy places the organism in Eukaryota, Bacillariophyta, Bacillariophyceae, Bacillariales, Bacillariaceae. The record is from the annotation of a GenBank genome assembly.